CUCUUUAUGACGUUUCCAUUCAAUAUUUUCAAAUUCAAAACAGUCACAAUUUUGUAAAUUGAAAUAUCUGCUUCUCAUUUUUAUUUCUGGGAAACUACGAUAGUUCAGUGACGCUAACGAUACGUUUAACCAUAACGAGUGUAUAUAUAUUUUAUAUUUUGUAUUAAUUUACAAUUUGUGCAAGCAAAAAUCGACAAUUAAAACGUGCAUUGGCCUUAUUUUUACCGGUUCCUCACAUCCAUGACGUGCGAUUGGUGCCCACAGAAGUGCACCCAACAGUUUCCAGCAUGCUUUCAGCUCUAUCCCGGUUCUUCAGAGAAAAAGAAUCCCGGCAAUAUACACGAUCUCCAUCUAUUGGCACAACGUAUUAAUCCGAAAUAUUACGAUGGCAUCGAAUUGGACUACGCGCAUCGGCUAGCGGCCAACAAAAUUAUCACGUGCAAUUGGUUGUGGAGUCACACGCGACCCUCGGGAUUUCGUUUCGGCGGCAAUUACUCUUUGCGCCUAUAUGAUGAUUUUUUACAAACGCCCACCAUCAUGGCUGACAUAAAUCCAACCACACUUGCCUCCAAUGUCAGCAUGAUUUUUUACCCGCACCACGCCUUACGACUGGAGGCUGCCAUGCAACGCGCAUCCGAAGAUUUACCACUGGAAACUCAGUCAACCAUCGAACUAACGCGUCCAUCGACUACACUCACAUGGAACAUGUACAAUGCCCAUUCGCAACGGGGUCGCAGCACCAUAUCGCUGAUGCGUUCCAUUACCAACUCGUGGGCGCUGGGUGCGGAAUUACUACUCGAAUGGACCGAUCCGCGUUCGAUAAUGACCAAAACUGCACUCGCUGCACGGUAUACUAAACAUAAUUAUCAAAUAGCGGCAUCCGCGUCACGCGAGGGUCUGGACAUUAGCUACUGGCAGCGAAUACACCAACGCAUACAGAUGGCAACUAUGUUCGCGUGGGAUCGCAAGUCACAGAAGACUAUCGCCACAAUUUGCUAUCAGUGGGAUUUUGAGGAUUCUGUUGUGCGCAGCAUGGUAAAUUCUGACCUCUCCGUAGGCUUUCAAUAUUAUCGUUCUCUUCCACAUAUUCCGUGCGGUAUGGGCUUGAGUGCUUUGAUUAGUUUAUUGAACAAUCGAUUGGCAUUUGGCCUUAAAUUUGCUCUGGAUCCCAGUGGGCAACGGCGCGGGGAAUAAGAAGUAUCUGUGACUUUUUAAAAUCAAUCUUAUUAAAUCUUGAUUUUCUUAAAAAUCAAUUAAAAUUCGAGACACAAAAAUGUUGUAAGAUUUUCUUAAUAUAAAUGUGGUUCCAAUA
Molecule: messenger RNA, 1312 nt
Organism: Zeugodacus cucurbitae (melon fly)
Lineage: Eukaryota; Metazoa; Arthropoda; Insecta; Diptera; Tephritidae
Product: mitochondrial import receptor subunit TOM40 homolog 2
Exons: 3
Coding region: 241-1194 (317 amino acids)
Biological process (GO): protein import into mitochondrial matrix
Cellular component (GO): mitochondrial outer membrane; mitochondrial outer membrane translocase complex
Molecular function (GO): transmembrane protein transporter activity
Source: RefSeq, a predicted model, not a curated record